Molecule: messenger RNA, 8589 nt
Organism: Dictyostelium purpureum
Lineage: Eukaryota; Evosea; Eumycetozoa; Dictyosteliales; Dictyosteliaceae
Exons: 5
Coding region: 1-8589 (2862 amino acids)
Biological process (GO): protein phosphorylation; telomere maintenance; DNA damage checkpoint signaling
Cellular component (GO): nucleus
Molecular function (GO): protein serine/threonine kinase activity; protein binding
Source: RefSeq, a predicted model, not a curated record
AUGGUUAGACAACCAAUUCAACCAAUACAGGAACAACAACAAGAUAACAAUAACAAUAAUCAAAAAGAAAAUCUAAUAAAUAAUUUAUUUGAAUUAAUUUUAAAGAUUCAAGAAUUAAACGAAGAAGAAUUUUCACAAAAUAAUAAUAACAAUAAUCAUGAAAUAGAAAAUAAAGAAAAGAAUAACAAUAAAGAUACUAGCGAUAGUGAUAAUAGUGACAAUAAUAACAAAUCAAAAAAACAUAAAUAUGAAAGAUAUAUACCGAGAAUAAGAACAUUAUUACCAGAAUUAAUAAAUACAUAUCUAGUAUCAAGUGCCAGCAUAUCAGAUAUUAAUCAAAUUGUUAAACUUAUAAACAUUUUAGUCGAAAGGGUACCAAGUAGUGCAAUUGGUGAUAGCAGUAGAAUUUGUUUUUACCUUUUCAAACUAAUUCCACUUCUCUCACACAAAUCACCAUCAUUUGAUUUAAACAUUCUAAAUAUUCAACAAUUACAAGAAAGGGAAGAAGAGGAUGAAGCUUUAACAGACAAUUUAAUUAGUGCUAUUAAAUCAAUGUUGAAUCUUUUAACGGAUGAAAUUAAUGUAUUGCUAUUGUUUAUUAAAGAGUCCAUAGAUUUAUUUAAAGAUUCUAUUGAUUUUAUCAAAGUUAUUAGUCAACAAGAAGAUCAUGUUUCACAAUUAAAAAAGCAAAAAAAGGAUUCGCAAGUAACAGCAACAAACAAUAUAGCAUCAGAAACAUCUAAUCAAAUUAAACCAGUUACUGAGCAAAAUUCGGUAUUUCCAAUUGUAUUAAAAACAUUUUGUGAACUCUCAACCUCAGUUGUAUUAAACGAUUCAUCAAAUAUGAGCAGUUCAUACUCAAAAACAUUUCAAUCAUCCGAUUUAUUAUUCCAAACAGAAAUGGCAUUCAACGAAUAUGAAAAAGCAAAUGCAAAGAAUUUUGAAAAUUAUUUUAAAAACAGCAAAGAGGAACAAGAGAAGAAUAAUUAUAAACCAAUAGAUGAAGGUGUAUUGAUUGUUAUUUCAUCCAACAAUCGUUUAAUUAAUCUCCAAAGUGGUUUAAUAAUUGGGAUUAGUAGUGUUAUUGAAAACUUUUCAUAUUACCUCUCCACCCACUUUAACGAUCUCUGGUAUAUCCUUUCUGAAUAUUUUUCACUUUUAAAUUCAAUUAAUUUGACAUCUUAUAAACUCAUGGCCAGUUUUAUAAAUUCAUUAUUAACACUAUUCGAAAAGUUAUUAAAGUCAUCAUCAAAUGUAGUUCCAAUUUUAUUCAACAGAAAAAUUAUUAAAAAUUUCUUAGAAUUAGUAAUACCAAUGAGUGUUCUAAUAAAAUCUAAAAAGAAAAAUUUGGUUGAUGAAAAGAUUUCAGUAAUAUUACCGUUGUUAUUUUCAAAUAUCUCAGAUUCGACAUUAUUUGAACUUUCAUCAUCAAUUUUACCAAAUAUUCUAUUUAUAAUUAAUAAUACAGAAUCAAAACAAUUAAAGGUAUCAGUUUUAGAUAUUUAUUUUAAAAUUUUAAAACUAUCAACACUUCAUUUUAAAUCAUUAUUCACAUUGGUACCAUUAUUUAGUGAUAGAGAUAUCCAUGACAGUCUUUAUGAUUGUUUUGAAUAUGUUAUUAAUCAAUCUUAUUUAUCAGAAAAUGAAGAAUCUGAAUUUUCAAGCGAAAUUUUAUCAAAUCUUGUAGAUUAUGCCAACUGUUUAAAAAUUUCAAGUAUUUUCAAUGAUUUCCCCACAAAGCUUGAUAAACAUCAACAAAGAUCUUUAAAUACAACGAUAGAACAACAAAAAACAAUUAGAGUUUAUACCAAUGCACUUCAUUUAAUAUUCAGAAUAUGUAAAAACCAUCAUAGUAAAAUUCCAUUAAAGGAUAUUGUAGAGUUACUUAUCAAUAAUUUGAAUAUUGUUUUCAAAGUUUUAAUUCAACAAAAAGAAUUAAAUGAAUUAUAUUUAGAUAUUUUAAUCGAUCAAAUGGAGUUUUCUAAAACAAUUUUAAUAGAAUAUGUACAUAAAAUUUCAAAUUUAAAGACUAUGGAGCCCCUCAUCGAACCAUUGUUUAAUAUAGCAUUUAUUUUCACAAAUCAUCCAACCCUUUUUAACAUUAACUAUAGUGAAAAAAUUGACAAGUUAAGAAUCAUUUCAUUUUCAUUGAUCAGCUGGUUACCACCUUCUUUUUAUAUUAGCGAAAGAAAAAAUUUUAUUUUAUCAAGUCUAACAAUUAUUAAAAUUAAUGAAGAUGACAAUGGGCAACAAAAGACCUUAUCAAGUCCAAUAAUUAUUAAUAUAGUUUCAAGUGAUUCUCCUAAUAUGGAUCAACAAUCAUCACCAUCAAUAUCUAUAAACGAAGAAUACUUAAUUAAUAUUAUAAAAUCACUUCCAAUCUUUAUUUCAAACCUGGCUCCUGUAAACUUUUUAAAUUCGGUCAGUACCAACCAGCCAUUUAUACUCUUGGUCGAUGAAAUUAUAUCUAAACUCAACAAAAUAAUUGAAUUAACAGUUCCAUCUUCAAUUUUAGAUAUGAUUGGUGUCAUAGGAGGUAGUUUAUAUUGCUUAAAAGAGGGUUUCUGUUUUUUCGAAAAUCUAAAUUAUCAAACUUAUUUAAAUCAUAAUACAGUUGAUAAUAAUCUUUUAAUAAUCAAUAAUAGUAUUUUACUUCAAAAAUUCACUGAUAAACCAGAGAAUAGAAUUAAAAUUGACCCACUUUUAGCAAAUUAUAACGAAUUGGUGGGUUGUAAACACUUCUCAGAUAUUUGGUUACCUUAUUGCACAUGUAAAAGUAUAUUGGUAUCAUCAACUCAAGAUCCAACUAUUGUUGAACCCAACUUAAAGCCAUACAAAUCGUUAUCACACAGUAUCAAAGCAGAUUUAAAUGAUGACGUAAUGCAAGUUGAUGGAAACAAUAGCAAUAGCAGCAACAACAAUAAUAAUAAAGAUAAUAGUAAUAUUGAUGUGGGUGAAGUUUCUCAAAAUUUAAUUUUAGAACCAUCAAAUAAUAUUUUAUUUUCAAAAUUAUUUGAAAAAGAUAUUAAAUCAAUUUUAAACGAUGAUCCCAGCGCUAUCAUUGACGACUCUCCAAUCAAGUAUUUUUAUUUAAAGUAUACAUUCAAAAAUAUUUUAAUUCAUAAUUCACCACUUUCAAGCUCAUCAAUUGAUCCAUUCUUCAGUUUUUAUAUUUCCUUACUUGCACAAAAUAGAAAUGAUGUCAUUAGAAAAUCAAUUAUCAAGAUGAUUGUUAAAAUGCUAAAGCUCAAUCUUAACAAAGAAGUUUUGGAUAGAUUUUUUACCGAAAUACGUCCCCUUAAAUCCGAUAACAGAGAAUACAUAACAUUAUCAAUUUUAUAUUUGUUCAAAAAAGUUUCAAAAUUAAUUAUAAAUAAUAUUAAAGAAAGCUCAACAGAAUUAAUAUCAUCCAAUAAUUUAAAUGCAUAUAGUGUUGAAAACUGGCAAGAAAAGGUCUAUUCAAAUGACUACAUUAUAAUUAUUUUAAUAACACUCAUCGAAAAUCUUUCAAAAUCAGCACCAAUUAAAGUUACGUCAAAUGAUAUUAUUGACUUUAUCUCAAAAAAACUAAAUCAAUCACCAAAACAAUUAAUCAUGAAUAAUAUGCCAAAAUAUAUUAAUAAGAAAAUCAUUGAUAAUAUUUGCAAUAAUGUUCAAGCUUUAAAUAUAAUGUGCUCAUCGAUUUUAGGUUGCUCACUAAAUCAAUUUCUCAUCGUUUCUCUUCCGACUGUUAUGCCGGAAUUAAUUCUCAAUGAAAAGCUUUCAAGCAAUACAUUAAAGGUACUCAAAGAAGAAAUUCCAACCAUAAAAACUUUAUGUGCUGAAGAGACUUUACUUUCUUCAAUUUUAGAAUAUAUAUUUAUUCAUUCACAAGAUCAACAAUCUUUGGCCAAUUGUAUCUCAUUCUUUUCAAAAUACGCCGAUUUCGAAGCCACUACUCUUCUUAACUAUCUUCCAAAAUCAUUCUUUAAUUCUCUACUUUUAAGCUUAGGCGAUGACAAUACCUAUGAAAAAACAAAGAAAGCCAUCAAAUAUGUUUAUCAACUUUCAAAUUCAAAUAUCACUCUAGAUAAAUUUUUAAUGAAAGAGUUUUUGGGCUCAAUGAAUUAUUAUACAUUAAUGUUAGAAAAAAAGAAACUAGUAUCUGAAAAAAAAGUAUUAAUGCUAAGUUUCAAACGUUUGUUAGAAUUAAUGUCAGAAAGUAUCAAUUUCUUUAAACCAAAGAUUAUGGCAUUCCUCAGAUUAGCUCAUAAAACUCCUGUAGAAGACAUUGCCAUUGAUGCUUGGUCAACUUUUAUUCAUUUAUUAAAUUUAAAAAAUAUUGGCUCCAUUUUAAAUCAAAUAAUCUUUUCAAUACUUCCAUAUGUUAAUAACUAUCCGGAUAAAGUUAAAAGUAUUCUCUAUUAUCUUCUUAUAGAAAAUAGUACAACCCUUGGUCCAUAUUUUAAAACCAUCCCAUUCCUCCCAAAAGAUGUUGAAGUAUUAAAGCCAUUUGUAAAUAUUAUACAACCAGAAAAAAAAAACGAAUAUAGCAUUAAAGAAGACAUCGAACAACUAAUCGUUUUAUUAAGCAAUGAAUCAAAUGACGUUAAAUUAAUGACACUCAACAGAUUAAAGGAGAUUCUUAAAGAUAAUAAAACCGAAGUUGAGAAAUUAAUACAGUCCGAAGGUCCACCUACAAAUAAUCUUUUCAAAUCAUUGAUUAUUGGUUUUAGAGACUCCAAUUCAAAGGUCAAAGUAGCAUUCUUAAAGUGCCUGGGUGAAUUAGGUGCCGUCGAUCCAUCAAGAUUAGAUUUCUCCCUUAGAUCAAAAGUAUAUGUUGAAGAUGAUAAGAUUGGAAUUGCCACGGAAUUAAUUGAAAAUUAUCUUUCAAAAUUUGUAGUUUCACCAAGCUUCCCAACCCCACAAGAUAGAGCUGGCUAUGCUAUCCAAGAGAUUUUAAAAAGUGACAAGGAUCUUUUUAAUAGACUGCCACAAGAAUGCAAAGAAAUUGUUUAUCCUUAUCAAACAUCAGAAUAUCAUUUACCAGUUUCAAAAAAAUCCACCACAAACAAUACAGUUUUCUUUACACCAUCUAUUCCUUAUAGAAAAUGGGUUUCAUCAUGGCUAUCCAGUUUACUAGAUAAGACCAAAGGCCCCCUCGAUACUAUAUUUAUGGCCUGUCGUGGUAUUAUCAAGGAUGAUCUAAAGAUUUGUCAUUUCCUCCUUCCGUUAGUAAUCGUUAAUAUUAUUGGGCAAGACCAUGAACAAGAUGUAGCUUUGAUAAGGGACGAGUUUUUAGAAGUAUUAAAAAAUGAUAAAGAUGUCAAUUCUGAAAAUGCUCAAAUGUGUACCCAAAUUAUUUUCCAGAUUAUAAAUAGUUUAUCAGUUAUUCUAGAUACCAAAAAGAAGAAAGCAUUAGCUCUUAAAAGUGGCAAAAAUGCUAACACGAAAAAAAAAAUUGACUUUCCUCAAGAAAUUAUAUCAAUUGAAAGAUUUAUUAGUAAAAUUCCUGAAAUAGAUUUAGCAAGAGCUUCCUACAGAUGCAAAGCGUUAUCAAACUCACUUAUCUAUAUGGAAUCAGUAAUUAGAAAAGAAACCAUUGCUUUGGAAAAAAGUUUCCAAAAUAAAAAGCAAUUACCACCACAACAACAGCAACAGCAACAACAACAACAACAACAAAAGCCACCUGUCAGUUUUAGAGAAGAGGCAAUUAACAACCAUUUGGAAUCAUUACAAAAAAUCUAUCAAGAAAUGGACGAUGUUGACAGUUUAAUUGGUUUAUCUCAUAUUAUUAGAAUAAAUGGUGCAAGCGAUGAUGAAAAAAUUGUUGAAUUGGAGGCUCAAGGAAGUUGGGGAGAUGCACUUUUAUAUUAUAACAGCGCAUUAGAAAAGCAACCCAACAAUAUUGACCUAAAGAUUGGUGCUCUUAAUUGUUUAUUUAACAAUGGUCAAUAUGAAUCUCUUUUACUUCAAAUCGAAGGUCUUAAACAAGAAGGCUAUUUAUCACAAAAAGACCAAGCCAAAAUUAAUACACUUAAGAUUCAAGCAGCAUGGAGACUUUCAAACUGGGAUAAAAUUGAAGAAACACUUUCACAGCCCAAUGAAAAUAAUUUCGAAGUCUAUAUUGGCAAAAUUUUAUUGUCAUUUGUAAAGAAACAGGAAAAGGAAUUUAAUUUCAAUUUAAACCAAUGCCGUAUUUUCAUUUGUUCACAUCUUACUGGCUCAUCAUUAGAUUCUUAUCAGAGAUGCUAUCCUCAUUUAGUUCAAGCCCAUAUUUUAGAAGAAAUUGAAAAAAGUUUUAAAAUUUUAAAUCCAUCCAAAGAAACCCAGAAUCAAAUAAAUAAUAAUAUCGACAUUAGUAUUCCUCAACAAGUGAAUAAAUUAGUUAAUGAAUGGGAUGAAAGAUUAAAAAUUGUCCAGCCUUCAUUCAAAGUUAGAGAAUCAAUUUUAGGUAUUAGAAGAGAAAUUUUAGAUAUAGCGUCACUUCAAAAAGAAUCUGCAAAUUGUUGGAUGAAGAUUAGUAAAUAUGCAAGACAUGAUAACAAAAUUGAAUUAUCACUCAACGCAAUUUUAAAACCAAUAUCAUCCCAAAGAGAUAAACCAUACAUUAUCGAAAAUGCAAAACUAAAAUGGAAACAAGGCCACAGUAUUGAAGCCAUCAAUACAUUAUCACAAGAAUUAAAGCUAUUAAAAUUUAAUAAUGAUAAAAAACUUUCAGCCAAGGUUCAUUUAUUAAUAGCAAGAUGGAAGCAACAAUCUGGUAUCACUCAACAUAGUGAAUUAAUUGAUCACUAUAAGGCUGCCACAACAUACAAUUGGGAAAAAGGUUUCUUUUUUUUGGGUAGAUACUACGAAACUUUACUUUCAAACCUAAAAAGAAUCAAUCCAAACUCUCCAAACUCUCCACCAGAAGACCCCAUGUUGUACCUUGACUAUACCAAACAUAUACUUUUUUCAUUUGGUCAAGCUGUUAGUAUUGGCCACUCUUAUAUAUAUCAAACUCUUACUAGAAUUAUUACUCUUUGGUGCGAGCUUGGAAAUGUUUUCCCAGAUUUCGAUAAGGUUGAAAGAUCUUUUAAAGAGCCACUUCAUCAAAUCAAAAAAGCUAUGAAUCGUUCUGAACAAGAAAUCUCAGCAUCAAACUGGCUAAUCUUUUUACCACAAUUAGCAUCAAGAAUUUGUCAUAAGAAUACUGAUACAUAUGCGAUUAUUGAAAAAGUAAUCGUUAAAGUUUUACAAGCAUAUCCUCAACAAUCCAAUUGGAUUAUGGCAGCACAACAAAGAUCAAAAACAACUCAAAGAAAAGAAAAAGCAAAGAUAUGUUUUCAAAAAGCAAGAACUAAUCAAACAAUUAUACAAAGCCAAGAGCUAUCAAGCCAAUUAUUUUCAGUUUUAUUGCAAGUCUCUGAAUUUAAAAUUCAAAGGGCACCCAAUACGAAACCUAUUAUUAAAAUAUCCGAACACUUUAAAAAACUUGAAGAACUUCGCAAAAUCCCAAUCAUUCUCCCUCUUCAAACCUCAAUGAAUGUCAAUCUACCACCAAACGGACUUGCUGACAAAAAUUAUAUGGUUUUCGGUAAACUCCCAACAAUUUCAUAUUUUGAUGAUAAUAUCGAAGUAAUGUCUUCACUUCAAGCACCCAAAAAGAUUCAAGUUUAUGACCAAAAUGGCCAAAAACACAGUUUCCUUUUAAAACCCAAUGAUGAUCUUCGUAAAGAUGCUCGUGUAAUGGAGUUUAAUACCAUGGUUAAUAAAUUAAUUAAAAGAGAUCCAUCAUGCAGAAAGAAAAAUUUAAAGAUUAGAACCUAUUCAGUAACCCCAUUAAAUGAAGAAAGUGGCAUUAUCGAGUGGGUUCCAAACACCCAGACUAUACGUUCAAUUUUAAAUCCUCUUUAUGAAAAUUACCAAGAAGAUACUAAAAAAAUUCACAAUCUCAUCGCUGCAAAAAAAGAAAAACAAUAUAUAGAACUUUACGAAGAAGAUUAUCCAAGACUGUUCCCUCCAAUGCUCUAUAAAUACUUUUUAAAUCAAUUCCCAGAGCCAUCCUCUUGGCUAGACGCUAGAAACUCAUUUGCUCGCUCAUGCGCUUUAAUGUCAAUGAUUGGUACUGUUUUAGGUUUGGGUGAUAGACAUACCGAAAAUAUUCUCGUUGACUCAACAUCUGGUGAAUGUGUCCACAUUGAUUACAACUGUCUCUUUUGGAAAGGCGAAACAUUUAAGGUACCAGAAAGAGUUCCAUUCCGUUUAACUAGAAAUAUUACUGAUGUAUUUAGUGUUCAUGGUGUUGAAGGUACAUUCAAAACUGUUUGUGAAAACUCUCUUGGAGUUUUAAGAAAUAAUAGAGAGGUAUUACUUCGUGUAUUAGAAGCAUUCAUUUACGAUCCAUUCAUCGAUAUUUUCGAAAAGAAAACAGUUAAUACCACCGAAAUAGAGAAUGAUCAAGCUUUAGAUAUAAUUAAAAGAAUUGAUUUAACCCUUCAAGGCGUUCCUCAAAAUUUUGUUGGAUUACAACUUUCAAUCGAAGGUCAAGUAAACUAUUUAAUUCAGGAAGCCACAAAUCCUAAAAACUUAACAGAAAUGUACAUUGGUUGGGCCUCUUGGAUGUAG